AUGGCUGCCGGAGCUGUUGGUGCCACGACUGGCGGACUCCCGCCACGUUCUUCGCACACCACGUCAAACCAGCAAACCCACAAACUAGGUACGACACACGGCAGUAACGCUGGAAUGGCCCUGAGAUCGAAGCCCACCGGAACCAGGAAAAAACAGCUAAAUUCGCUCGGGAUGACCGAUCCAUUAUGCAACUAUGUAUUCCCUGGAGCAGCAAAUUGUAACUCUCACAUCCACAGUAAUGCUAAGAGCAUCAAGAAAAGCGGUGGUGUGUCUCUGUAUGUACAUGAGAGACUCAACUCCGUUCUCAGAACUGAUCUCACUUACAGUGAAAAUGCCAUUGAAUCAGUAUUUGCUGAAAUUAAAACACCAACAAAGAAUGUUCUAGUUGGGGAGAUUUAUAGAAGGCCAAAAAGUAAUAUUCAUAGCUUCAUGGAAAAAUUAAGUGAUAUCCUCACAACUGCAUGUUCUGAAAACAAACUAUGCAUACUUGCUGGAGACUUUAACUUGGAUCUUUUAACUUGUUCGACAACCAUGCAAGAAUUUGUUGGUCUCCUCAAUAGCAAAUUGUUUUUUUGUGUCACAACGAAGCCAACUAGAGUAACUGCUACAUCGGCCACCAUUCUCGAUCAUAUCUGGACAAAUGAAAUCAACAGAUCCAAAACUAACGGUAUAAUUUACUCUGACAUAACAGACCAUUUUCCCAUCUUCUCGUACAUUAGCCUUAACAACAACCUAAAAUCGAGUGAGACGAAAGUUAUUGAAUAUAGGGAGUUCAGUCCAGCAAAUAUUGAUAAACUCAGAGAGCAGUUAUCCCAAGUAUCAUGGGAUCUUGUAUAUUCAGCAUUAAAUCCUGAAGUUGCAUAUGAAAACUUUGAAACUAUUAUAAGUGCAAGCUUCAAUAAGUUUCUCCCUUUAAAAUCAAAGAUUAUAAAAAACAAACACAUCAACAAACCUUAUAUCAACAGAGAACUAAAAAACUUAAUUAAUUAUAAAAAUAAAGUACAGAGGAAAUAUGCCAAAUGGCCUUUGACCUACGGAGAGGAAUAUAAAAGGCUCCGUAAUUUAGUUACCCGCAGGUUAAGGGAAGCCAAAUCUAGAUAUUUUUCUGAAAAAUUGGAAGAAAAUGCAAGUAGUAGUAAAUCUCAAUGGAAGGUUAUUAAUACAAUUUUGAACAGAGGAAAGCAAUCGCAAAAAAUCACACUAAAAGUCAACAACGUUGAAGUUACCGACGCAACAGAAGUAGCUAACCACUUCAACGAGUAUUUCUCUGCUGUUGGAUUAGAACUUGCCAGAUCAGUUGAACCCUGCAGUCAUAAUUUUUUAGAAUUUCUUGGUGACAGGAUUAUAACUAAUUUCACAAUUGAGCAAAUUACAGAAGCUGAACUCAUUAACAUUAUAAAAAAAAUUGAAAAAUUCCUCUCCAGACCAGUCUCAAUUUUGCCAGCAAUUAGUAAAAUACUAGAGAAAAUCAUUUGUACCAAACUACUGCAGCAUCUUGCUGACUCAAAUAUCAUAACACCAUGUCAAUUUGGCUUCGUAAACAGCAAAUCUACAGAUAUAGCAGUCACUACUUUUACCAAUGAUGUGUACAGAGCCUUUGACAAUCGAGAAUUUGUAUUAAGCUUAUUUUUGGAUUUAUCCAAGGCCUUUGAUACCAUUGACCACAACAUCUUACUGUCUAAACUGGAACAUUAUGGAAUCAGGAAUACGUCUCUCAAUGACAGCAACAUUUAUGCAUCGGGUCCCUCAUUACACCAUCUCAUCACUAUGGCUAAUGAGGAACUUAAGAAAAUACUGAAAUGGCUAUUAAGCAACAAAUUAACUCUAAAUACUGAGAAGUCUCAUUUCCUCAUUUUUAAUAGGAAUAAAGUAAUUCCUAAUGACCUCCCACAAUUAAAGAUGGACCUUAUUGGUAUGGGGAGGAGCUCAUACUACCUCUUUGCAACCACUAGUGAAGGCACAAAAAAGGGUCUUGCAUUCUGUAUCGAGGCCCAAAAAUCUGGAAUAACCUACCCGAGCAUGUUAGGAACAGUAUAA
Molecule: messenger RNA, 2037 nt
Organism: Penaeus vannamei (Pacific white shrimp)
Lineage: Eukaryota; Metazoa; Arthropoda; Malacostraca; Decapoda; Penaeidae
Source: RefSeq, a predicted model, not a curated record